Messenger RNA from Myotis brandtii (Brandt's bat), 3387 nucleotides. It is a transcript of the gene CPT1A, whose product is annotated as carnitine palmitoyltransferase 1A (liver). Gene Ontology annotation, molecular function: carnitine O-palmitoyltransferase activity. Gene Ontology annotation, cellular component: mitochondrion. Lineage: Eukaryota; Metazoa; Chordata; Mammalia; Chiroptera; Vespertilionidae. Bases 76 to 2397 code for a protein of 773 amino acids. The record is from RefSeq and is a predicted model, not a curated record. The transcript is spliced from 19 exons. Gene Ontology annotation, biological process: carnitine metabolic process; fatty acid metabolic process.
CAGAAAAAUAUGAUUCAGAAUUCCCUUUAUGACCUGGCUUGACUUUGCAUUUACUCAGUAACUGUGACCCUAAAGAUGGCAGAGGCUCACCAGGCUGUGGCCUUCCAGUUCACGGUCACUCCCGACGGCAUCGACCUGCGGCUGAGUCAUGAGGCCCUUAAGCAGAUCUAUCUGUCCGGACUUCAUUCCUGGAAGAAGAAGUUCAUUAGAUUCAAGAAUGGCAUCAUCACCGGCGUGUACCCGGCGAGUCCCUCCAGUUGGCUCAUUGUCGUGGUGGGCGUGAUGUCCACCAUGUACGCCAAGAUCGACCCCUCGCUGGGGAUCAUUGCGAAGAUCAACCGGACCCUGGACACGACGGGCAGCAUGUCCAGCCAGACGAAGCACGUGGUCAGCGGCGUGCUGUUCGGCACGGGCCUGUGGGUGGCCCUGAUCUUCACCAUGCGGUACUCCCUGAAGGUGCUGCUGUCCUACCACGGCUGGAUGUUCGCCGAGCACGGCAAGAUGAGCCGCGCCACCAAAGUCUGGAUAGGGAUGGUCAAGCUCUUCUCAGGCCGGAAACCCAUGCUGUACAGCUUCCAGACGUCCCUGCCGCGCCUGCCCGUGCCCGCCGUGAGGGACACCGUGAGCAGGUAUCUGGACUCGGUGAAGCCCCUCAUGAAGGAAGCCGACUUUAAGCGGAUGACGGCUCUCGCCGAAGAUUUUGCCGUCAGCCUCGGGCCAAAGUUGCAGUGGUAUCUGAAGUUAAAAUCCUGGUGGGCUACCAACUACGUGAGCGACUGGUGGGAGGAGUACAUCUACCUGCGCGGACGGGGGCCGCUGAUGGUGAACAGCAACUACUACGCCAUGGAUUUUCUGUACGUGUUGCCCACGCACAUCCAGGCCGCCAGGGCGGGCAACACCAUCCACGCGAUCCUGCUGUACAGGCGCCAGCUGGACCGGGAGGAGCUCAAACCGAUUCUCCUCAUGGGCUCCACAGUCCCGCUCUGCUCCGCGCAGUGGGAGCGGAUGUUCAACACGUCCAGGAUCCCGGGAGAGGAGACGGACACCAUCCAGCACGUCAGGGACAGCCGGCACAUUGUCGUGUUCCACAAGGGCCGCUACUUCAAGGUCUGGCUGUACCAUGACGGCCGGCUGCUGCGGCCCCGCGAGCUCGAGCAGCAGAUACAGCGGAUCCUGGAUGACCCGUCGGAGCCUCAGGCCGGGGAGGCCAAGCUGGCGGCCCUCACAGCGGGAGACAGGGUGCCCUGGGCCCGGUGCCGCCAGGCCUACUUUGCGCGUGGGAAGAACAAGCAGUCGCUGGACGCCGUGGAGAAGGCGGCCUUCUUCGUGACGCUGGACGAGACCGAGCAGGGCUACCGGAAGGAGGACCCCGACGCGUCCCUGGACAACUACGCCAAGUCCCUGCUCCAUGGCCGCUGCUUCGACAGGUGGUUUGACAAGUCCUUCACGUUUAUCGUCUUCAAAAACGGGAAAAUUGGCAUGAACGCCGAGCACUCCUGGGCCGACGCGCCCAUCGUGGGGCACCUCUGGGAGUACGUCUUGGCCACUGACAGCUUCCAGCUGGGCUACUUGGAGGAUGGACACUGUAAAGGGGACACCAACCCGAGUAUCCCACCCCCCACCCGGCUGCAGUGGGACAUCCCGGAGGAGUGUCAGGAGGUGAUCGAGACGUCCCUGAGCAGCGCCAGCCUCCUGGCCAACGAUGUGGACUUCCACUCCUUUCCCUUCGACGCCUUCGGGAAGGGGCUGAUCAAGAAGUCCCGCACGAGCCCAGACGCCUUCGUGCAGCUGGCCCUGCAGCUGGCGCACUACAAGGACAUGGGCAAGUUUUGCCUCACGUACGAGGCGUCCAUGACCCGGCUCUUCCGAGAGGGGAGGACGGAGACCGUGCGAUCCUGCACCGUGGAGUCGUGCAACUUUGUGCUCGCCAUGGCGGACCCCUCCCAAACGAUGGAGCAGAGACUGCGAUUGUUCAAGAUCGCGUCGGAGAAGCACCAGCACAUGUACCGCCUGGCGAUGACCGGCGCGGGGAUCGACCGCCACCUCUUCUGCCUGUACGUGGUGUCCAAGUAUCUGGCCGUCGAGUCUCCGUUCCUGAAGGAAGUCCUGUCCGAGCCCUGGAGGCUGUCCACCAGCCAGACCCCUCUGCAGCAGGCGGAGCUGUUUGACUUGGAGAAAAACACGGAGUAUGUGUCCAGCGGCGGGGGCUUCGGGCCGGUUGCUGAUGAUGGUUACGGCGUGUCCUACAUUCUGGUGGGAGAGAACCUCAUCAAUUUCCACAUAUCCUCCAAGUUCUCCUGCCCUGACACGGAUUCUCAUCGCUUCGGGAAGCACCUGAGACAAGCCAUGACCGACAUCAUCACUCUCUUUGGGUUCAGCUCCAACUCCAGGAAGUAACUCCCAGGACGGCUGCGGGAAGGACAGAGGGGCUCUUCUUCCGACAAAAACCAAAUGAAAAAUAGCUGUUACUCCUGAUCCUAGUUCAGGAUGGAAAUUUGCUCUAAAAGACUCACAACUGUUCUUGCCGUCGAGGGUUUGGUGUUUUCUUGUUUUCCCAGAGCAGCGGGCUCCACCCCGUGAAGUGUGGCCCUACUCCUUUCAGGCAGGUUCCCAACGUGGGGGGCACUUGCGGAAGCGCCCCGAAACUCUUCGCAUCAGCUCGCGCUUCCUGGGGGAUGGAACUGUCACGAGGGUUGUGACCUCACACGUGUUGAAAAUGGGAUGGUCACACUCCUCGGCGGCGACCUGGUACUUAGGGGCGUUUAAUUUUUUCAGAGUAAAACUAAAGUGUGUUCCGUCCGUCCGGGGAGAAAGCGCUGGGCUGGAGGUGUUGGCAGCCAACAGCUGACGCACACGUAACGCACUAACGGGAACGCUGUGCUGCCCAACACCGUUGUCCCUGUGGUCACCGUCCUCGUCCAGUUUGGUCUCGUGUGUGUGUGUGUGUUCGCCUGUCCGAGUUGCAAGCAUGUAGUUCGCGCAUCUUUCGUUUUCCCGACCUUGUGAGUAUUCAGAUCCCAGUGCCUUAACCACGGAAGGCCCUAAAUGUAAGGGAGACCGGACAAGGGGUUUAUUUUUAGUCUUUAGGUGGAAUUGUGGGUGUCUGACUCCUCAGUUUACUGAGCGGAUAACCCUAAACAGGCAUUUUCCUGUGGUUCCCGUACCCCGAGAAAGACCGGCGCCCUUCUGAGGGCAGCUCUGUGGGCUCCCCCACGCCACUGCCUGCCUUGAGAGCGAGUGGACGUGCGUCAGAAAUGGGGACAUUGGAUGGUUCCAUAUUGCGUGUCUGGAGCCUCCCCUGAACAAUAAAACAUACCGUGUGCCUCGUACUGCUUACCAAACUCACGGCAAGCAGACGAGACUUCUGCCCCCGAGAAAGGAACAAAA